Molecule: messenger RNA, 1173 nt
Organism: Pedinophyceae sp. YPF-701
Lineage: Eukaryota; Viridiplantae; Chlorophyta; Pedinophyceae
Source: the annotation of a GenBank genome assembly
AUGCAGAGGACCGCGGAGGACGCCCCGCGCAGCGACACGCAGUUCGCGGACGCGUCCGCGGACGCGGGUCCUGCGGCGGGCGUCGUCUCGCAGGGCGCCGUCGCCGAGGCGAGCGAGCCGUACUUCCACGUGCCGCCACGAAAGCAGAACGUCAAGCCCGCGUCCACGGGCAUGCCGCCGUGGAUCUGGGCGAUGGGCGGCGCCCUUGUGGCGGUCGGGGUCACCAAGGUCGUGGAUUUCACGAAGCGCGGGCCGGCGGACAUGCAGGCGAAGAUGAUGCAGCAGAUGAUGGAGCAGAUGGCCAAGCAGGGCGACGCGGGCGGCGCACCCAACCCCUUCGGCAUGCCAGGCAUGGGGGGCAUGCCUGGGAUGGGCGGCAUGCCUGGGAUGGGUGGCGCUCCGAGCGGGUUCACGGACACCACCGCGACGCCCGCGCAGAGCGCCCCGGCGUCGACGCCCAGCCCCGCACAGAGCGCGCCGGCGUCGUCGUCGCAGACCACCACCGCGCAGAGCGUGGACGUGACGGCGACGAAGACGGAGACGAAGAAGAGCGGCGCGUUCGCCGACGUGUCCGGUGCGAAGUCCACCACCACCAGCACCACCAGCACGCCCCCUCCCAGUGGCGGAGAGACCAAGACUGCGGACGCGUCGGCGGCGGGCGCGGGCGGUGAGAAGCCGCGGAACGCUACGAUGUCGCUGUUCGACCAGAUGCUCAAGGACCCGGAGGCGCAGAAGAUGCUGUACCCGUACCUCCCCGAGCACAUGCGCAACCCCGAGACGUUCAAGUGGAUGAUGGAGAACCCGGAGGUUCGCCAGCAGAUGGAGACUAUGUUUGAGCAGCAGGCGGGCGCCAUGGACCCGGAGAUGCUCAAGGCCAUGGACGGCUUCUCCAUGGAGGACCCCGAGGUGCAGAAGCAGUUCGAGGCGCUGGGGAUGUCGCCGCAGGACCUCGUGAACAAGGUCAUGGCCGACCCGGAGCUGGCGAUGUCGUUCGGGAAGCCCAACAUCCAAAAGGCGAUCAUGGAGGUGUCGCAGAACCCGAUGGCGAUGUCCAAGUACAGCAACGACGAGGAGGUGAUGAAGGUGUUCAUGAAGCUGAGCAGUAUCUUCGGGCCGGGGAUGGGCGGCAUGCCCGGCGCGGGGGCCGGCACCGACGCGCAGGCCAAGAGCUGA